AUGACGACGGGCUUUGCGGCCUCUUUUUGGUCGAGCGACUAUGCCGGAGGCUUGGGCGUCCUCUUUGGCAAGCUGCAGCAGGGCGUGCAGGAAAACCAGCAGAUUCUGACCGUGGCCCGCAUGCGAGCCGAUGCCGAGGAGGCCUACGGAAACAGCCUGUCCUCGAUUACACCAGCCACAGAUCGCAUAGGCGGGGGCUUUAGCAGAGAUGAGGGCGCAAGCGUGCGCAAGGCCUACGAGGGCGUGCGCACCGAGAUGGAGGCAGCGGCCGCAAACCACAAGAAGAUUGCGUCCAACAUCCGCGAGCUUGUCGUGAACCCGUUCGGUCGCUGGUGCGAAGCGCAUGCCGCCCGCGUGCAGAACUCCCAGGACGACCUCCAAUCGCGCAUCAAGAUCCACGACCGACAGGCCGAUGCUGUCCGCAAGUACCGAUCGCAAUACUACAACAAGUGCCGGCUCGUCGAAGACCUGGAGGAGGAGGACAAGCUUGCUUUCCAGGACCCCCAGAGCGAGGCCGCACAGAGCCCCAAGAUGAAGGUGCCCACCAUAAAGAUGUCGGAGCCGGAGAAUGAGGAAGAGGAGCCCAUUGAUCUUGGUGACGAGACGUACCAGCCCGACCAGAUCAAGAAGAUCCUCACGCACAUGCUGGACAACAUCAAGAUUGCAGAGGUCAAGGUUCCCAUUCUCGGCACCUACCAGAACUGCUCAAGCGGUGCCGAUAUCACCGAAUACAUCCAGAAGCACAUGGCAGCAACCACCGUGAGCUAUGCCGAGCGCAUUGGUCAAGACCUGGUAGCACACGGCUUUCUGCGCCUAGUGGGAAACGUGGGAAACACAUUCGCCAACAGCUCCCGCAUGAACUACCAAUGGAAGCCCAAGACGUUCCAGGUGACCGGACUGCCUGAGAAGAAGCAGCCUCUCGCCCGCUCUUCUACCGCUAUGUCUAGCUCCUCAGCCGACAGCAUUGCCGUGGACUCGCCCGUCUCGACCGUGCAGGAAUACCUCCAGGGAUGGAACCCGCUCAACAACCAGUACCCGAAUGAGACACCAGCAGAGAGGCUCAGGCGGGAGGCACACGAGUCCGAUGAGCGCUACAAGGCAUCAGUCAAGAAGCUUGACUCGCUACGAUGCAAUCUGGAAGAGGCUAUGGUGGACCAUCUCAAAUUCAUGGAGCGUUGCGAAUUGGACAGGUUGAAGGCUAUCAAGGCAGUUAUCUUGGAUUUCUCUGGCGCUGUCAGCAACGUAAUUCCCAGUCUGCAGAGCACCGUCGACAAGAUGAUGCUGUUCCAGGAGACAGUUCAGCCCCUAGGCGAUCUCCGAUACAUGCUCGAGAACUACAGGACAGGGCCAUUCGUGCCUAGAGUCACGACUUAUGAGAAUUACUACAACUCAGUAGACGAACAAACAUUCGGUGUAGAUUUGGAGGCUCGGGCUCGCUCAGACAAGAAGCGUGUUCCGGUACUCAUUACGACAGUUCUCACCUUCCUAGACAACCACUACCCCGACUUGGAGGGUGACGAAGCACGUCGUGGCAUCUGGCUCGUUGAUGUUCCUCUGGCGCAGACUCACACCCUCCGAGCUGAGAUCAACACUGGAAAGAGGUUCCCAGAUGAACUACUCGAGAAGUACGAUGUACCGAUUGUUGCGAGCGUCCUCAAACUGUACCUGUUGGAACUUCCUGACUCACUGGUUUCUUCUCACGUCUACGAGAUUGUCAAGACCAUCUACAGCACCACCGCUACAGAUGUCUCCGAAGAGACUCGGGUCUCUGUUCUGCAAUCUACCCUUGGCCAACUCCGCCUCGCUAACAUCGCAACGCUCGACGCGAUCUGCACACACUUCACUCGUCUCAUUGAGUUGACAUCGGCCGACGAGACUUAUGUUACAGCACUGGCCAAUGCACUCGCACCAUGCAUCCUGAGGCCAAGACAAGAAUCGAGUUUGACGAUGAACGAGCGCUACAGCUACCGCCUCGUCCGUGACCUUUUUGCGCACAAGGAUGCCAUUUUUGGAGAGUUGAAGCGCGCGAGCACGCUCACCCACUCAGCCUCGGGCGCACAGCGCCCACGCGCGAUCUCGACGGAUGAGAGCAACCGGCGAGCAAACAUGGAAGAGCGCCAACGAGCCAUUGCAGCUCAACGCUCUCCUCGUGCGGUAUCACCAGCACCUGGAUCACGUGUCUCUGGCUCGCAUCGCCGUGACCGAAGUCAGACUCGAUUCCCCGUGAACACAUCGUCACCAACCGAAACGCGAAGGAGCAAGGGAGAUCGUGGUUCUCUUGAAGUACCUGGAAGCGACGACAGUCCUACCAACGAAGAAGUCACUGCAACCACUAAUGGUACAACAGAGCCUGCAACUGUUUCUGUUCCUGUUCCUGCUCCCGCCGAGCACCCAGCGCCAUCAAGUACCCGGGUGCCUUUCCCACGGAAACACGCAGGCAGCUUGACGAGGGGCAAUCGGGACUCUACCGGCAGCUUGAGGAGUGACGACACAGCAGCGCCAAGAGGUGUCACACUGGAAGACAAGCCCAUGGACGACUAG
Alternaria ethzedia is the source of this 2541-nucleotide messenger RNA. RefSeq lists its product as uncharacterized. Gene Ontology annotation, cellular component: plasma membrane; cytoplasm; division septum. The record is from RefSeq and is a predicted model, not a curated record. The transcript has 5 exons. NCBI's taxonomy places the organism in Eukaryota, Fungi, Ascomycota, Dothideomycetes, Pleosporales, Pleosporaceae. Gene Ontology annotation, biological process: cytoskeleton organization; small GTPase-mediated signal transduction. Gene Ontology annotation, molecular function: GTPase activator activity. The coding region runs from base 1 to 2541 and encodes 846 amino acids.